AGCCGCUCACUAAGCGCUGCUACACAGACAGUAACAGUAAACCCCGAAGAGAGCAGGAGCCGCCGAGAGCUCCUUCAGGGCCUCUGCAACAUCUUUUUUUUUUUUAAUUCGAUUUUCACGGCACACCGUGUGACGGAUAAUAUCUGUGCGUGAAUCCGCAUCUGCACGAGUCAAGAUGAGGUUUACCAUUCUAACGCUGACGACUGUGCUUUGCCUCACGUUAGUGAGCUCGCAUCCGCUUCCGGAAGACGGACUCCGAUCAGAGGCCCUUGAUCGGCUGGUGAUGGCCGAGGCCGACAGCGAGGCCGCCCUGAGGAGCAAAAGGACAAUCGGCAUUCUACGACAGCUAUUCCCCGAUAUUUCCCAGGACGUGAACCCGGAAUCGGAGAAUCGAGUGAACGAGAUCGGUUCGGAAUCGCAGAACAGCGAGGUGCGAGUGCAAUUCGCGGACGAAGUGCCGAGCGACAGCUCGCCGCAGGAGUUGACGCCGCUGGAUGAGACCGAAACGACGGAGGAGGACGAGAACAGGAACAAGAGAUUCCUCUUUGGUUUCGGCGGCGGUAACGGCGGUGCCGGGUCCGGCAACUUCCUCUUCGACAUUAUCAGGCAAGCGGCCGACGGGGCGGCAAGAGCGGCGGGCACGGUGUACCGUGUCGUGGCCGGUACACAGAGCCUCGGGCUCGGGCUAAGCGCCUCGCGCGACGUGGGCCCGGCCGCCCCAGCUGCCGCCAACCCCGCCGGCGGUACUGCCACCCCGACGUCCGGCGCACCCUCGACCGCCGCCCCAGGAGCCGGCAUUCUACCACCGCUGGUGGCCGGAAGCGGAAGCAACCAGCUGGGCAACUCUUCGGGCAGCCCCGAGCACGGUAAGGCGGACGAGCAGGAGGCCGUUCCCGGCCCGGUCACCAGGUUCUUCGUCAUCGCCAAUCGAGGACUCUCGAAUCUCGUCCAGGAUCUCAUACUCCGUCUGGCGGCCACGAGCGAGCGCUUUGUCAACUUCAAGGCGCGACUGAUCACCUCCAUCAUCUAAGAACUCACACGAGGACUUGGGAUGAGGAAGCACAAGAAGGGACCCAGCCGGCGUUGGUACCGCCACGUGGAGGCACCGUCGCCGAGCCCACCUUUGCCAGUAGGAGCACGGGUACGACGUUGGCAACAGAAACCAAUCUCACGGUGUUGCCCCCUUGUCCCUGAGAUCCUGAACUCAAUUCCUUCGUCGAUGGCCGUCGAGCUUUUCGCGAAACCACAAGACACUUCGCCGCCAAAUGCAUUCCCCCCCCCCCAAGCGAUCGACUCGAUUUCGUUCGAUUUCGUUCACUCCAUUGUCUCUAAUUCCCCUUUGUCCCCCAUCCACUUGUCAACUCUCUGCCACCUUCUCUCCCUCUUUCUCUCCCCACUGCACUUCUGCUAUUUCUGUCUUUCGGUCAACUAGAGUAACGAAUAAUAAAGACAUUUCCGUAAACGAUCGUCGUUUUAGGACGAUCGAAACUUGAUCGUUACGGCGUGGCUCGUGCCGCCAUGGUACGAUGGAAGCACAUCGAGAGAGACGGUGAAACUGUAAAAUCGUUUUGAAUUUGUGAUAUGACACGCUCUCCGUUGACAGUUCGAACGAAAUGAUUCACGCACCGGCGACCACGGGUCGAAAAUUUCUCCGCGCGCUCUCUCGAGUAGCAGAGAGUCAUCCCUCGGCUCAAACUAUUUCAAUUCGCGCUUAAAGUAAGAAUAAAUAAUCUAUUUUUUUAUUUAAAAGGUGUAUGAUACGGAAGGCUUAUGGUUUCUUAACAGGGGUAAAACGCGUGCUGUUAAAAGGAUCGAAGAACAAAGUCAAACAUUUUCCCUUCGAUUGUUCACGCGCGAACGAUGCGUUUCGAUUGAACGUCGUCGAGCAAAUAAGAUUAUUUGUACAUAGCUAAUCCCGGAAUACAAUAAGUGCCCAGGCAUUCAUUGUUUCUACCUAUUUGUGUUUCUGCCACUGCUUUCUUAUCCAAUUUCCUCCCAUGCCCGCAUUUCUCUCUCUUUCCUGAAAAUUGCGGUGACGUAAAACUAGUGAAAUUUAGGCAAUUUAAAUACGCAAAACAGUAUUGAUUGGAGAAAGAGUGGAGCCAAAAUCUUUCCCGGUUUGUAUCUACUUCCGCUGAUACGGGUUUUAGAAGCCUGUCACCGCAGUGAACUAUCGGAGAAGACGAUUUUUCUCUUCUUGGAUUUUCUCGGUGCGGGAAAAUCCAAUAAGCGAUACGGUUUAAUAAACGUAAUGUCGUCAGCAUGUGAGACGCGGCGUUUCUCGUCCUUGUACCGAGCGUAUUAUUUCUUCUUUUAUGUAAAACGUCCCUGUUGUUUUUUGUAGUGCAAAUAAAUAUUAUUAUAAUAAGAA
Messenger RNA from Vollenhovia emeryi, 2371 nucleotides. RefSeq lists its product as uncharacterized. The transcript has 7 exons. Lineage: Eukaryota; Metazoa; Arthropoda; Insecta; Hymenoptera; Formicidae. The record is from RefSeq and is a predicted model, not a curated record. Bases 176 to 1030 code for a protein of 284 amino acids.